AUGCACGACGCUAGAAGUCACUGCUCAUCCAUCACUUUAGCAAACCGCGAACGACGACAAGCUCCAACAGAGAUUGACGAAUACGACUACGACGAAGCGUUCUUCGCCGAGGCUGCUCUCUACGGAGACUACUACGAUGAUCUCGCAGCGUUGGAAGCGAUGCUUGCUGAACCCAAGAUCGAGACGACCACCACCCCUGAGCCAAAAGUCAAUGUGCACUCCGAUGAUAACGAUGAAAUCGAGUUUGUCGAGACUGUCUUCGAAAAGCUCCUUCAAGAAGAAUUUCCUGAAGACGAUGUCGAGAUUCUCGAAGCUGGCUUCCUCCCACUUGGUUUCUCCUUCGCCAUACUGUCUAUUCUUCUUUUAAUGGCUCCUGCUCAGAAUACUGAGCAGACAGUCCCGCAACUCUUCACCGAGCUUCAAAAAUCGAUCCAAAAGCAAGACUAUGAAAGCGUGAUCAAAGUUUCGAACAAAAUCCUUCAUACAAAGGAGGGAUACAAUGAUCAAGACGCCUUGAGAUGCAAGACAAUCGCGCAAAUCGAAUUAGAAAAGUACGCAGAUGCGAUCAAGAGCUUGAAUCAAACUGACAACGAGCUGCAUUUUGAAAAAGCAUAUUGCUUCUAUCGCAUUCAAAAUAACGAAAAAGCGCUGGAAAUCCUGGAAAAAUUUCCAGAUGAUGAAAAGUGCAACGAACUCCGUGCACAGCUCUAUUUCCGACUUGAGCGAUGGGAGGAGGCAUUUGAAAUCUACCAGGAUGCUCUUCGAAAUACAGUCGACAACUUUGAGCCCGAAAGAAUCGCAAAUAUGAUAGCUUGUGCUGCUAUGGUUUCCCAAUAUCGCCCAGGCACUGUCGCAGAAAAGAAGGAGUUGAGUGAUAACUACGAUCCUCGUGUUACUGGCGAUACAUACGAAGCCGCUUUCAAUAAUGCUUGCCGCCUUACUGGUGCUGGAGAUUACGAAAAUGCGCAGGAAGAGCUCGUCCGUGCAGAGCAACUCUGCCGAUCAACUGCCGAAGACUUUGACGAGGAUGUCGGGAGUGAACUGGUUGGUAUCCGAUUCCAGAGUGGCUACAUCAAACAAGUCACUGGGAAAGUGAAAGAAGCAAAAACGGCUUACAAUUUAGUCAUCGAUACUUCAAACGACCCGCUUUACAAUGCUUUAGCUAACCAUAACUUGGGAACGCUGAACAAGGCUGACAAUAUCCUCGACUCUCGAAAGAAGUUUAAAUCUAUCCAAGCAACGAAUAUUGAUGCUAAGCUAGUUGGCCCGCAAAGAACCGCUGCAACGAAGAAUCGAGCGCUUCUUGCUUUAUACAGUGGCAAACCAGCUGAAUGUCGAAAAAUUCUAGGCAAAAUUGCUACUGACGACGAUGUGAUCAACGCUUCGAUUCUUUUUCAAGAGAAAGAGUACAUUCAAGCUUCUGCAGAACUGCUUAAAUGGGGCCAGCAAAAUGCACAGGCAGAGCUUGCGGCGAUCAAAGCGGCUUCCAUGUUUAUUGAAGCUCAGUACAAAAUCGAUUCUGGUGAUACUGAAGCUGCCGCUCUCAUGCUAGAAGAAAUUCAUAAAGCAGAGCCAAACAACCUCGCUGUCGUUGCCGAAUUAAUAAAUGCCUACUCCAAAAUCGAUCCUAAGAAAGCUGCUGUAGUUUCAUCACGGCUCCCGUCUCUCGAAGAGCUCACUGCAGAUCUAGAUCUCGAGGACAUCGAAACAUGGGCGAAGCAGACUUCUUACAAAAAGGUCGUGAAGAAAGUAGAUGAGACAAAACAAGAAGCUAAAAUUGCCGACGAAGCGGCUCCUCGAAAAACCAAGUCGAAAAAGAAAAAGAAGCCUCGAUAUCCGAAGAACUUUGAUCCAGAAGCGCCCAACAAUGCCGCCGUCGACCCAUACCGGUGGAUGCCCUUGCGAGAACGACCUUAUUACAAAGGCCCGUGA
Oikopleura dioica is the source of this 1932-nucleotide messenger RNA. Lineage: Eukaryota; Metazoa; Chordata; Appendicularia; Copelata; Oikopleuridae. The record is from the annotation of a GenBank genome assembly.